CGUCUAAAAGACCGGUAUUAUUGCGAAACAACAUUUUCGCUAUAACCACAGACUAAAUUUUGGUAUAAAAACCGCAUGGGGACCCUUUAUUGUCACAACUACCCUAACCGCACAACUGAGAAGACAACCAAGCAAAUAACGCAAAAAUGUUCAAGUUCAUUUCCUUCGCCGCUCUCGUAGCAGUCGCCAGGGCCGGAUUCAUUGGCUCUCCGGAUUCAUUUGCUGUCAAUUACAAUCCUUACAAUGCAGCCGUUUCUGCCCCCCUUGCAAUUCACGCCCCUGCCAUUGGAUCUUCUCAACAAAGCGUCGUCCGCUCCUUGGAUGGAAACUCCGCAGUUUCCCACUACAGCAAAGCCGUUGACACUGCUUUCUCCAGUGUUCGCAAAUACGACACCCGCGUGACCAAUGACGCCAAAUACCUCCAAUACGCAGCUGCUCCUGCUCUUUACCACGCUCCGGCUCCAGCUGUCUACACGGCCGCAGCAGCUCCAGCUUCAACUUAUUACGCAGCAGCCUCUCCAAUCGUCAAAACUGUAGCUUCAGCUCCUGCCUACUACGCCGCACCCUCUCCAAUUGUCAAGACUGUAGCUCCUGCCUACUACGCUGCAUCCUCUCCAAUUGUCAAGACCGUAGCUCCGGCUUACGCCCCAGCUUCAGCCUACUACGCAGCUCCCUCUCCAAUUGUCAAGACUGUAGCUCCGGCUUACGCUCCAGUUGUUGCUCACACAACCUUCACUGGAUUUGGCGCAUCCUACGCCUUCUAAACUAUUAAAUUAUUUAUUUUGUCCUGACAAUUAGCUCAAGUAUUCUUCAAUGAAAAUGUAAAUUAAAAUUCUUGAUUUACCUUUUAAAAUUACCAUGGAUUUAAAAUUCUACCGUCGUACAUUGUUUUUACGUUUCAUGAUAGAUGUCGUAUAUUUUAGUAAUUUCGGAGUAAUCUUCUUUUCCUAUUUAUUAAAGAGUCAAAAAAAUCAUGUUAUUAUAAUUGUACCGUUAAAUUACUUAAUUUUAUUUGCCAUUGAAAAUACGUGUACAUUUCUAGAAUAAUUGAAUUGUAACUAUACUUACCAUUCUUAUUUAUAUUUUUGCCAUCUCAUCGA
Messenger RNA from Leptopilina heterotoma, 1100 nucleotides. RefSeq names its product cuticle protein LPCP-23-like. Lineage: Eukaryota; Metazoa; Arthropoda; Insecta; Hymenoptera; Figitidae. The record is from RefSeq and is a predicted model, not a curated record. The transcript is spliced from 2 exons. Bases 147 to 764 code for a protein of 205 amino acids.